GAACAGUCAUAUCAGAUCUCCCCGUAAGCUUGGUAUCGCAUAAGACAGGCGGCACGCGAGAAAAUAGCCAUUGACCCCAUCAUAAGGAACUCCAGACGUUACCUUUACAGAAUCUUGGAAGAUACUACUUUAUAGUCUCAACAUACGAGGCCCUCCAAACUUCUGCAACACUGCUCCCGAAACAGGUGUUUGCCCGUUCCAUUUGGAACGUAUCCAAAUCUAUAAUCCCCUAGACUUGCUCGAAACAGGCAGCUUAAUGUCUGCCGUCAAAUUUGAAUACCCGACCUAUAAGCUGUUCGAGCCUCAGUACCAUCCCCAGAGGCCAAUAAUCGUCGAUACUGACGCGCUCGAGUCCCCUGAGACGGUGAUUCUUAGGUACGAGGAAGAGGCCGCCGCCAGAGCGAACGGAGGAGACCUUCGUGGGGAUUCCCCGCCUGGUCUCCUGUCUAUGUCCACGUAUUCGAAACCACAGCCGCCCCAGAUGCACGCGUUUGAUUCGUCGAGAUCGUACCAAGAUCCUCACUACCAAUACUCUGCUCAGCAAUUUGCUACCCAGCAACCUGAAAAUGCUGCCGCACAACUCAACCAAAUGGCCUUCGCGGCAAACGGCUCGGCCGGCCAGUACAUGACGCCAAUCGUAGCCACGCUGAUCUCAUACCAACCGACAGCGGGCAUAUUUGGAACUAAGGUCCUGAUCAAGAUAUCGGCUCCGUACGAUCUGAUCGCGAUCACGAGUCAUUUCUAUCUCGCGUUCGGUUCCCACAAGAGCCCAGCACACGCUGUUAGGGAUACAAGUGAUGCGAGCGGCCUUGGUUAUGCAGUCAGCGGAGACGCGCCGCAGCUUGAAGACACGAGGAGUCCCAAUCCCAACGUGCCUUUAUCACUCCUGAUCGAGAGCGCAGCCGGGCAGACAUUGGCUACGAUUGACGUCGGCACGUUCACUUAUCAUGACACUUCAGGCGGGAGUGCAGAGGGCCCGCCUGAGAAUGUCACGCGGGCGAAAAGGGGGUCCAGAUCACCUGAACAGAGGGAAGUCCCUACCAAACAACAAGAACCAGACCAGAUGGGAACCGACUCUGCUACAAAUACAUACGGCUAUGCUCCCACUGCACCACAGACCGUCGCGUCCAACUAUGACACGAGCUACUCAAACAACGACAAUAUGAUCGGGACUUACCAUCGUUCGUCCUACGCAAUCGACUACCCUCGUCCGCCGCCGCUGAAAACUCCUUCGUGGAACUCAUAUGGCCAUUCUCUCUCGGCACGGAGUCCCAUCACGGGCGUCAACCAUACAACAAUCAACCGGCCUAGCAGUAUAGCAACAUUACCAGCACCAACAUCUAGCACCCCGCAGCUAAUCCGGACGAGCACGCUACAGGCGUCCGGGCCAACAGGCGGCGGACAGCUCAACCCGUACGCUCUGUACUCGACUAAGGCGGUAUUAAAGAUAAAUGGAGAUCUCGAGUCGAUGGUAUCAGGGUGGACUCAGGACGAAUGGGAAGAUCGAAGGCGGAUCGUCAUGUUCAGCAAGAAGCAGCAAGGCUCGACCCUUUCGACAUCAUUCAAGGCUGUACCGGUCAACGAGCGACCGCAGAAUGGCAUCUUCGUCAGUUGCAUAUACUGGGGGGAGAAAGAAGAGUGCUUUGUGACGAGCGUCGACACAAUCUCCUUGUUGGAGCAGCUCGUGGCUGCACCAAACAGGUUCACCGUGGAAGAGAAAAACCGUAUCCGGCGAAACCUGGAGGGAUUCCGUCCCCUAACGGUCAGCAAGGCCAAGCCGGAGACCGAGGAGUUUUUCAAGAUCAUAAUGGGCUACUCGGUCGUAAAACCGCGUAAUAUUGAGAAGGACGUAAAAGUGUUCCCCUGGAAGAUUUUAAGCUCCGCACUGAAGAAGAUCAUCUCUAAAUAUGUGAGUACAGACUCUCUGGUAGCUACCAUCUUCUCAAACUUCCGGCGCUAACUCUGCGAUCUAGUCCGCGUCACCUUCGUCUACGGUACCCCCUGGACCGGGGCCGACUUUACUCACGCCUGUCAGCAGCACGAGCCCGGGUCUCUAUG
This is a messenger RNA of Daldinia decipiens, 2058 nucleotides long. RefSeq lists its product as uncharacterized. The coding region runs from base 257 to 1960 and encodes 567 amino acids. The record is from RefSeq and is a predicted model, not a curated record. The transcript has 3 exons. NCBI's taxonomy places the organism in Eukaryota, Fungi, Ascomycota, Sordariomycetes, Xylariales, Hypoxylaceae. Gene Ontology annotation, cellular component: nucleus.